Tripterygium wilfordii is the source of this 1698-nucleotide messenger RNA. Its product is annotated as anthocyanidin 3-O-glucosyltransferase 2-like. The transcript has a single exon. The record is from RefSeq and is a predicted model, not a curated record. NCBI's taxonomy places the organism in Eukaryota, Viridiplantae, Streptophyta, Magnoliopsida, Celastrales, Celastraceae. Gene Ontology annotation, molecular function: UDP-glycosyltransferase activity. The coding region runs from base 218 to 1663 and encodes 481 amino acids.
UUGGUAAGCAAUGACAUCAUCUCGAUUGUUCUUGGCCUAAAGAAACUAGUCAAGAGGAGCCUCUGGAUAUCAUGUGUGCACGUAACUUAAUGGCCAACCAAGUCAUUGUCCCUCCCUCUUGUUGGAAAGCAUAAAUGAACGAACUCUGUAUGUCACUGCAUAUUAUAUAUAGAGUACCGUUUUGUUACUGCAGGUCAUUGAGAAGAGAGUGCCCAACAUGAAGAAAACAGAACUGAUUUUCAUCCCUACACCUGGAAUCAGCCACCUGGCGCCUACUGUGGAGGUAGGAAAGCUCAUCAUCAACCGUGAUGACCGGCUUUCCAUAACAUUCCUUAUUAUAGAGCCACAGAGAUUUGACUCCAAACUUGCCUCUUACAUUGAAUCACUUGCUUCCUCCACCAUAUCCAACCGUCUCCAAUUCAUCAAACUCCCUCGUCUUGAGCCAACAUCCUCAGAAAAGCCCUUGGGCUUAGUUAAGUUGCUCGAGGACCAGAAACCCCUUGUCAAAGAACAAUUGACCAAGAUUGUUCAGACCCAAAAUGGUCCUCAACUCGCUGGCUUCGUUAUUGAUAUGUUCUGUACAUCCAUGAUAGACUUGGCCAACGAGUUUGAGGUUCCCACCUAUAUUUACUUCACAUCAAGCGCAACUUUCUUAGGACUCCAGUUUCAUCUCCAAACUCUUCAUGAUGAGCAAAACGUGGACAUUUCAGAGUUUGAUGGCUCAGAUGCAGAGUUAGAGCUGCCAGUUUUGCUGAACCCAGUUCCAGCUAAGGUCCUACCAACUUCUUUUCUUAACAAGGACUGGCGGCCUAAUAUCUUGGCUAUUACGAGAAGGUACAGAGAAGCCAAAGGUAUCAUUGUAAACACAUUCACGGAGCUCGAACCACUUGCAGUGAACUCUCUUCUUAUCCCUCCAGUGUACCCUGUGGGACCGAUUUUAAAUCUCAAGAGUGAUAGUGCUGAAAGAGCAGGUGAGGCUGACAAAAAGUCUGAUAUCAUGAAAUGGCUUGAUGAUCAACCUCCAUCAUCUGUGGUGUUCCUGUGCUUUGGGACGUUCGGAAGCUUUGGUCCGGACCAGGUGAUAGAAAUUGCAUCUGCACUGGAGUUAAGCGGGCAUCGAUUCGUUUGGUCUUUACUGCAAUCCCCACCGAGGGGCCCAGUCCCUGCACUUCCUACUGAGUACACUAAUAUUGUAGAAGUACUACCAGAAGGAUUUUUAGACAGAACGGCUGAGACUGGUAAGAUCAUCGGAUGGGCUCCGCAGGUCGCAAUCCUGUCUCACCCUGCAAUCGGAGGGUUCGUGUCACAUUGUGGAUGGAAUUCAAUUCUAGAGAGUAUAUGGUUUGGUGUUCCAAUUGCUGCAUGGCCAAUGUAUGCAGAGCAACAAUUCAAUGCCUUUCAUGUGGUGGUGGAGUUAGGGUUGGGUGUGGAGAUAAAAGUGGAUUAUAGGAAGUCUUUCAUGGACAAACCUGAAGGUAUAGUGAGCUUCGAGGAGAUUGAAAGAGGAAUUACAAGUGUUAUGGAGCAUGAUAGUGAGAUAAGAAGAAAAGUGAAGAAAAUGAGUGAAGCAAGCAGGAUGGCUUUGAUGGAAGGUGGGUCUUCAUACCCUAAUUUGGACCGUCUGAUAUCUGAAUUCUUAGACGGUUACGAUGAAUGUAUGUGACUAAUACAAAUGUAUGUGACUAAUACAAAGAACGU